Dovyalis caffra is the source of this 741-nucleotide messenger RNA. Lineage: Eukaryota; Viridiplantae; Streptophyta; Magnoliopsida; Malpighiales; Salicaceae. The record is from the annotation of a GenBank genome assembly.
AUGCAAGGCCUCAUUGCUUUGAGGAGCUCUCCAUGCUUUCUUCACAGUCACCCUCGUUAUUCCAAUACAAAACAUCUUGUAUCUAAACCUCACUGCAGUUUACGAAAGCAGAACACAAGUAAUCUAAGAAGCACUUUGCCAUCCAUUUCCCUCUCACUUUUCGGUUCAGGGUUCUUCUUAGGUCCCCUCAUCGAUGGACUUCACUCAAGGGUGAAUCUUGUGGUCUACCAAAAUGGGUCAAUCGACAUCGGUCUUCUUCACACAAACAUUUGGGUUCCUCCCUUGCUUGGACUAUUUUACUGCACUGUUGGGUUGCUGCAACUGUUCUUGGAUCAAAGGGCACCUUCAAAGGUUCCAGAAGGAAGCCUAGAGAAAACAGCUAUUGCAUUAGUAGCACUAUUGCUAUUCAUCGAAUUGAGUGCUGAAAUGUAUAGAGCUGGAAUACCAGACAACAUCGAGGCUUACAUAUUAUUUGCAUUAGCAGAAUUGAUAUGGUUUUCCCUAGACAGAACAUGGAUUGGAUUCACCCUGGCUUCCAUCAUAGGCCUCUGCUGUCCGCUAGCUGAAAUUCCCAUUAUGAAGUUGUUCCACCUUUGGUAUUACCCACAAGCAAACUUUGAGAUCUUUGGCCAGGGUUUAGUCACGUGGACAGCCACUUGCUACUUUGUUUACACACCAUUUUUAAUCAGUUUAUCCCGUUGGUUGAGAUCGAUGAUAACUCCUGCCGACAAUUCUGCAUAG